AAGCACGACAAAUUAUAAUAUAUGGAAAAUUUUGUUGAAAUAAUCUAUGUACCAGUAAACAGCAGUUUAACCGGGAAAUUAAUUUCAAAUAGAAAGUCAUCACUCAUCAUCCCUCGCACCAAAUAAUUAAAGUAGUGAAUUGCAACUUGAAGAUAACCAGUAUUUUGAUAACUUUGAGUGUUACUUAGGUGGAGAUCGGGUGAUUGAUAUUUAGAGUUAGUUAAUUGUGAUUGGAAUUAGUGUGGUGUUCAGAAAAUUUUGCCAAUAAAUUAUUAACUACACUUUCAUGAUGAGUGAUCAGUCGGGCGAUGAAGAUUUUGUCAACCCUCCCUCCUCCUUUUCAAGAACACCGGCGCCAGCCACACCAUCAACUUCUUCUUCCAAACGGAAAGCAGCCACUCCCACCAGCAGCAAAUCAUCAAAGAAGAAGAAGAGCGACGAUGAUGACGCCAAGGAGGAAGAAUUGCCAAGUUUUAGGUUUCUUAAAUUGGAUUCGGACGAUGAUGACGAUGAGGACGACCUAUUGACAAAACAGGAGUGGAGAAUGGUGGAGAGCAAAGAGGGAGGUACGAGAUAUUUUAGAACCGCACCCACCAGUCCCCCCGAACGAGGUUAUGCAAACCGGAAAAUAAAUAUGCGAGAGGAUAAGGCCGGUAAUGACUGGUGGAAAAUCGCCAAAGUCUUGAAUACGACUAAAAGGAUGUCAAACAAAUCGGAGGAUGAAGGGGAUAAUAAACUUCGUGAGUUUUUCUGCACUUUGGCACGAUAGGGACGAGGAGAUGGGAUCACAACAAUCUACCAUUUCUGAUCUGACUCCUCUCACCCCAGAAAAUAUUACGGGAAGAUACCCCCCACUCACUGCUGCAGAGAGGGAGAUUGCAGAGACAAGGAUUAGACAAGCUGGGGAAUUAGGAUUGGCAGUCCCAGGAACAAAUUCAAGGGUUGCGUGGUCACCACAAAAUCAAAACCGGUCAUACGGUUUAUUCGUAUAUAUAAAACCAACCGAGAAACAAGACUUUAUCUGUGCCGGAAUUCCGAAUUGUGUGAGAACUACGUCGACUAUUAUGGACCCGCUCCCUAAAUGUGAACUCCACAAAGGAGACCAGAUUGGUUUCGUCUUGUGUCAAUUUACUGAUGGGGCCAACAAGAAGAACGAUGUGGUCCUCCACGUUAUUGCCUCUUUUACAUACAUUUAUGGGGAUGAUGAGGAGAAAGGAAAUCACGCCACACGGGCAAUCAAAUAUAAACAAACUAAAUGCGCCCUGGAAAUUAUACUCCAAAGAGCGUUUGGCAGCCAAGAAACCACCCCCAGAAUUAGUUGAACUUGAGGGGCGUCGCCGGUACUUUGAUGAUGAGGAUGAACUCAUGAAAGUUUAUUCAGCACGAAAGACCACGACCCUACUUCAGCUGCUCUUGUGGCCCGACACUACCAUCAAAAUAAUCUGCCUGAAUGUGGGAAUCAAUCUUCCCAAUGGUGCAUAUAAGGAAUUGGUGGAGGAAAUGGAUUUGCAUGGUUUGGAAUUGAGGAUUCACGACAAGUUAUCAAAAUCAGCAGCAAUUACUUUGGAGGAGGGUCAAGAGAUUCCGUUUCUUUUAAGAGCAGAAAAUGGUGAAAGUAUUGGGGCGUUGUUAUCACGAGGAAAAAACGAGAAGAAAGAGAAGGUCGCAGCGAUAUAUUUUGUCUCGACUCCCUACAUUAUUUAUGCGGGACAAGCUCUCAAUAGUAACGUACAUGGUCAUAAAAAUCUUAAAGACCCCGUCGUCGACUACCAAAAUAACAAGCCCCCCUCCCACCCUAACCCCAAGAUUGUCCCAAUUGGGAUUGUUCGUGCGGAGGAGCGGUACAAAUGGGAAUUCCAUCUCCAAAUGUGUGCCCUAAUCGCAUCACUCUUACGACUCCGAAACUGUAUAAAUCCGUCCGAUUUCUCUGCCCAGUCUCACCCUCUGUGUAUUAAUAGGCAGGUCAAUUCGAGUUUUGUAGAUCAAAAGUCGUGGGGAAUUAUCCACGGAUAUUUAAUGAAAAAGUUUUUAGUGGAUGUGUAUUUAGGACCAAAGGCGUCCGACCAGUAGUAAUGUUGAUGAUAAUUUGUAGUUUUUCUUAAAAUACUAAAAGUUUAAAACCAUACCAGUACACUCCAGUCCCUUUAAUUGGUUUUAUGUGAGUACCAACGAUGGGGAAAGCUGUUAGACCUCCCUUUUCGACAUUGUUAAGCUAAAGUCAUUUAAGUUAUGCAAUUAAUAAUGAGUCAUCAUCCUGCACAAUUUAGUUGUUUUAUGUAUGCUUACAUAUACUAGAUACGUUGAGACACGGUCACCCUUCCACUAAACACGAAGAGUCCACAAUAAUAUUAUCACUUUACGUACAUUUCAUCUAGCAUAUACAUGAAGUUAAGUACUUACAGCAAUAAUUGGAUCAUCGGUACUUCUUACGCCGAGCGAGUCAUAGUGGGUGCUUACAUGUCCCCCUGUGUUUUGAUUAGCAAAUUAUACUGUUGUUCAAAAAUCGUGGAUAAUUAUGUAUUUUUUGUAAACGCACCGAACGCAUACGACGCAAUUUGUAGGGCUUCAGAGGCGUUCAUACCCCUAACAUUGAGAUUAAACAUGAGUUCCAUUCUUCUAGCGAUUGGAGCGUCCUGAGAAAAAAAUUAAAUUUAGCCGAUUGCAUUAAUCAACAGCUUUUAUUAACAACAUACCGGAAUGUGACCAUCUUCCAACCCUGCGUUUUAAAUACACUCAAUUUAAUAGAUAUUCAUUAAUACCACUAAUUUUGUGUAUAUUUCAACAACUCACAAGCAUAAAUCGCAGUUCGGGGAGUAGCUCCCGGAGAAUUAGGGGCCUUUAAGAAAAAUAAAAAACAGUAUAUAAAGAUGCAUGUAUUUACAUGCACAUGCAAAAAAUUGAAGGAUUUGCAUUUUUACCGGUGCCCGUUGCAAUGUGGGCAUCGCUGCUUUUCUAAAAUCUUUGAUCUGAAACAUGUUUUAAAUUAUUAAUCUGCAUAUAUUCUGGAUCUCUAAACCAACAACUUACCCAUGCAUCAGGAAUGAUAUCAUGAAACUGAAAGAAAAUGAGAAUGCCACAAGUUUCGUCUGUUUUCUGAUAAAGUCAAUUUGUCACAUAAUUCCUGUAUCCCAUACCUGAAUCAUUUCUGGAUCCUUGUAAAUUAGUUCCAUCCGAAGAGGUCGAAUUGUAAAGUAGGGAUGACGCUUAGUCUCAAUCCAACAAUACAGUUUAGAUCUUUCUUUUGGAGUC
This is a messenger RNA of Folsomia candida, 3249 nucleotides long. RefSeq lists its product as uncharacterized. The coding region runs from base 1135 to 2070 and encodes 311 amino acids. The transcript is spliced from 6 exons. NCBI's taxonomy places the organism in Eukaryota, Metazoa, Arthropoda, Collembola, Entomobryomorpha, Isotomidae. The record is from RefSeq and is a predicted model, not a curated record.